Messenger RNA from Mytilus trossulus (common blue mussel), 1810 nucleotides. Its product is annotated as neuropeptide CCHamide-2 receptor-like. Gene Ontology annotation, cellular component: plasma membrane. NCBI's taxonomy places the organism in Eukaryota, Metazoa, Mollusca, Bivalvia, Mytilida, Mytilidae. Gene Ontology annotation, molecular function: neuropeptide receptor activity. Gene Ontology annotation, biological process: G protein-coupled receptor signaling pathway. The transcript has a single exon. The record is from RefSeq and is a predicted model, not a curated record. Bases 11 to 1003 code for a protein of 330 amino acids.
CCAACAGCUCAUGACAGUAAUUGUUCCUAUUGUUUUUAUAUGGAUCAUGUUGAUUGGUGUUGCAGGGAAUGGAUCGCUGGUCUACAUCGUCUUACGGGAAAAGGCAUUGCGAACUGUUCCGAAUGCUUUGAUAGUAAAUCUUUCAGUUGGAGAUUUAUUGUUACUGAUAUUUUCGGCACCUUUCUUCACGAUUGUUUUUGGAAGUCAGAAGUACCCGUUUAAUGAGUUCGUAUGUAAAAUGAACGCUUAUCUACAAUCAUUGUGUCUAGGAGUUUCUAUAUUUACACUCACUGCCCUCAGUUGGGACAGAUACGUUGCAAUAGUGCAUCCUAUGAAUAAACACAAAGGGAAACCGAGUUUGAAAAUCGCCAUUAUAGUUGCAGUCAUUUGGAUUACUUCGGCACUUAUUGCUAUAUCAGAUGCUUGGAGUUACACUUUAAUAGAAGGACCCGGCGUGGCAAUUUGUUUUGAAGUGCCACCGAGCAUUCAUGGAAGGAAGUAUUUACAAGCUCGAGGCAUAUCGAGAUUUCUUCUACUUUUCGUCAUUCCAUUAUUAGUUAUAGGAUGUUUUUAUGUUUCCAUGGCAAAGAUCUUGGUGAAAAGUAGUCGGGAGAUGCCUUGUGAGACAACAGUCGGAUCGUCUAUGAAUCGACAACAACAGCGCCAAGUCAGAGACAGAAUUAAAGUUGCUAAAUUCGUUCUUUCUUUAGUUGCUAUGUUUGUGUUUUGUUGGUUGCCAAGGCAUAUUUACGUCAUGUGGUUUGCUUGGGAUGACGGUGGCAUAACUGACUUUUGGAUGAUAUUCAAGAUUAUGAGUAUAUGUUUGAUGUAUGCAUAUUCAUGUGUAAACCCGUACGCCCUCUUUUGCCUAAGUAGACAGUUCCGGAAGUACUACACGUUCUACUUAUUCCGCUGUUGUAGAAGAACUCGGUAUCGAACGAACGAGUUCCGGCGCGGGAGCGCGUCUAUGACCAUUGUCAAAUCGAAUUCAGAUAAUAUAUGAAAAAAACGGAACACAAAAGUUGGAUCAACCAAGUAGAAAGAUAGUGAAUUAUUUAUUUUUUCGUUCUAUGGUUCGUAAAAAGUACGAUUGAACCAAAGGAUAAAACCUAAAUAACAUUCUGAUUCGUUGCUGGACACAAAAUUGUUCGAAUAAAUCGAAUUGUCACUGUUAAAACUAGUAAAGAAAGAUCCAAUUAAUAAAUAAAGGCUUCUUUUGGGUGUAAUCUUUAAAUGUUUGGACAAUUUCAUUGUUUGUAACUUAAUAUGAAACUCACGUCAUUGGAUGGGUUUUUUAUGGUCUGGGCCAGCCUAUUGCAACAUUUUGUGUAAUACACCUUGCAGAACCUAGAAUGCCUUACAUUAUAGAGUGAUAAAUUAACUGUAGAAUUUUAUGAGCUGCUGUGCAUAAAAUUGAUGUUGAUAAGAACCAAUUAGAAAUAUAAAACCCAAUUUGAAAAAUAAAUUAAUUUAACUUAAAUUUACAGAAAACAUUUGCCGUAGUUUUGGAAACACGUCAAAUACAUUGGACUUGUGAAAUUGAUUUCCUUCAUCAAAUGAACAUGUUAUCUAAUUAAGUUGAAAUCUCUGAUGUCCGUGAAAGCGAUCAAAGUAAUUGGAAACUAUCUUUAUUGGCAGAAAUGAUACCGAUUAUUAAAAGUUACGUUAAAAAUUGUAUGUUUUUACAACUUUCAAUUAUCCACCGUUUUGAAGACGUUACACAAGUAAGAAGAUUGUGUAACUAAGUUGGUAAUUGACAGUUAUUUUGAAUCAUUAUGUAACAUUUCGAGUGUAUUUCUGUGAUUAAAAG